This is a messenger RNA of Closterium sp. NIES-65, 5859 nucleotides long. NCBI's taxonomy places the organism in Eukaryota, Viridiplantae, Streptophyta, Zygnematophyceae, Desmidiales, Closteriaceae. The record is from the annotation of a GenBank genome assembly.
AUGGCUACACCCACUGUCCUCACUUUUGACGCUGAGGGUCGAGCCAUUGACUUUGAGGUCUGGCUCGACGACCUGCAGCUGUUUUUACAGUGCGACAGGGCCGACAGUCUGUCUCUCUUUGACCUCACCUCUGGCGCUGUCCCUGCCCCUGCUGCUGAUGCUGACGCCACUGUUCGCUCUCAGUGGGCCACACGCGAUGCUGCUGCACGUCUUGCUGUGCGUCGCCACCUGCCUACCGCUGAGCGCGCGCACUUUAGCCAGUACAAGAGUGCUCAGACCUUGUACGACGCUGUAGUUGCGCGCUACUCCUCCCCUGCCACUGCUGCACUGAGCCGCCUCAUGCUCCCCUUCCUCUUCCCUGACCUUGCCGCCUUUCCCAAUGUCGCUGAUCUCAUCACGCACCUCCGCACUAGUGACACUCGCUACCGCGCUGCACUUCCUGCUGACUUCUGCGCCAAGAACCCCCCCCCCAUGUACAUCACUCUCUACUUCCUAGUCACUCGCCUCCCUGACUCCCUUCGUGUAGUCCGGGACCACUUCCUUGCGGUCUGUCCCACCACCCUCACAGUCGACAGCCUCGAGAAGGCCCUUCUUGCAGCAGAGAAGAGCAUAGUUGCUGUAGGAGCCUCUCGAGGUGACCCCCGCGCCCCCAUCUUUGAGGGGUGUUCUCCUUCCCCUCUCCUGCCCUCUGUCGCCUCUGCCGCUGCGGCCGACCUCGUUGGUCUUGAGUCGGUCGGUGCGGCGUCUGCCCCUAGCGGGAGACGCCGCUCUGGCAAGGGCAAGGGGGGCAAGGGAGCGGGUGGGGCCAGUGGGGGCGGUGGCGGUGGAGGUGGAGGCGGCGGAGGGAGUGGGGGUGGCGGUGGAGGUGGUAGUGGGGGUGGGGGUGCUAGUGGCAGCGGUGGCGGCGGGAGUGGCGGCGGCGGUGGCGGUGGUAGCGGAGGUGGCGGAGGUGGCGGCGGUGGAGGUGGAGGCGGGGGCGGUGGAGGCGGAGGCGGGGAUGGCGGAGGUGGAGGUGGUCGGAGUGGGGCUUCGCAGCGGAGCGCCACUGGUGGCGGUCAGCGCCAACAGCAGCAGCAGCAACGUUCUCGCGACGUCCUCACCCCUCAGCAGCUCCGUGAGUGGUACACGCAGCGUCAGCGCGGUGGGGGUUUUGGUCCCUGCACCUACGUUCUCCGCACUGGCGACCGCACUGGAGAGCAGUGUGGGGGUGCCCACCCCGCUCAGCGCUGCUUUGGCCGCCUGACAGACGCUUGGCGUCAGCAGUUCCCGGAGGCCGCGGAGAUCCCCCGCUGGGGAGAGCUGUCUAGGGCUGGUGUAGCUAUCUUUGAUCUUGAUUUUGAUGCUAUCCUUGCUGCCAUGUAUGCUGUGACCACUAGUGAGGAGGGUGACUGUUACCGGUGUUUCCCGCCCGACCCGGGCAUUGGUACUGCUGCUCCAGGUGCCGGUGAGGCUUCUGCUCUAGGUGCCAGUGCGUCUGUACUCUCAGGUACUCGUGAGACUGCUCUCUCAGGUACUAGUGCGUCUGCGCUCUCAGGUACUGCGGCGGCUUCGGCCUCCCACACCUUCACUCUUGACUCUGGAGCGUCUCGCUCUCUCUUUCGGGACCGCACCACACUUACGCCGCUUAGUCGGCCGGUUGCGGUUUCCCUGGCUGACCCCUCUGGGGGUCCUGUCCUGGCUCGCUUCUCCACGGUCCUGCCGUGUCCGGCGGCUCCCUCUGGCACCCUGUCUGGUCUCUACCUCCCCUCGUUCUCUACGAACUUGGUGAGUGGUGCUGACCUACAGGAUGGGGGAGUCCACCAGUUCACCCCUGCUAGUCAGCGAGUGACGCACUGCACGGAGGCUAGCACGGGUCGUCACCUGGCUACGUUUACAUGUCACCCAGGGUCGAGCCUGUACACACUGACCACAACUUCUCCUCCAGGUGCUGAGUCUGGUAGAGUCCCUUCGUCUGGUCAGGUGUUUGCUGCAGCGUCCAGGUCUGGUCCUGAGUCUGCCCCCUGUUCGUGUCGCCGUCUGUCUCACGAGACCCUCCUCUGGCACCACCGUCUUGGCCACCCCUCUCUGCUUCGGCUCAGAGGCAUGGCCUCCCGUCUUCUUGUGUCUGGUCUCCCCUGGUCUCUACCUCCCCUUCCUCAGGGCCCUGGCCCUGCCUGUGUCCCCUGUGUAGAGGGGCGCCAGCGUGCUGCCCCCCACUCCUCCCAGUUUCCUCCGACAGAGGCUCCGUUGCAGACGCUUCACAUGGACGUGUGGGGCCCUGCCCGCGUCCGUGGACUCGGUCACGAGCGCUACUUCCUGCUGGUGGUUGACGACUACUUGCGUUACACCACAGUCUUCCCCUUGCGCAGCAAGGGUGAUGUCAGUGAGGUGCUGAUCGACUGGAUCCGCGCAGCUCGUCUCCAGCUCAGGCAGAGCUUUGGCUCGGACUUUCCUGUGUUGCGUCUGCACUCGGACAGAGGCAAAGAGUUCUCCUCUGGCCUUAUGCGUGCCUACUGUCGUGCGCGUGGCAUCCGCCAGACCUUCACGCUUCCGGACUCCCCGCAGCAGAAUGGGAUUGCAGAGCGCCGCAUUGGCAUGGUCAUGGACGUCGCUCGUACGUCCAUGAUGCAUGCGGCUGCCCCCCAUUUUCUGUGGCCGUUUGCGGUCAGGUACGCAGCGCAUCAGAUCAACCUCCACCCCAGGGUCUCCAGGCCGGAGACCUCCCCAGCGCUGCUGUGGACGGGGAAGGUUGGCGAUGCGUCGGCGUUCCGGGUCUGGGGAUCUUGGGCGUUUGUCCGCGACUUGUCUACGGACAAGCUGUCCCCUCGCGCUGCUCCCUGCGUCUUCCUGGGGUUCCCCCCCGACACCCCCGGGUGGCAGUUCUACCACCCCACCUCUCAACGUCCCCCCCCGGUAGACCCCCUUCCCCCUCAGGGUCCUGCCCCUUCAGGUGUGUCCCAGGUAGACGCGGUCGAGCCUGUCGAGGUCACUGGUGACUCUGGUGCGGCUGCGGGAGCUGAGCCUUGGGGUGCUGAGACUGGAGGUGCUACGCCGGUGGGUGCUGAGCCUGGGGGUGCGGAGUCUGGAGGUGCUGAGCCUAGGGGUGCUGUGCCUGGGGGUGCUGAGCCUGGGGGUGCUGAGCCUGGGGGUGCUGUGUCUGGAGGUGCUGAGCCUGGGGGUGCUGUGCGUGAGGGUGCUGAGCCUGGGGGUACUGAGCCUGGGGGUGCUGAGCCUGGGGGUGUUGAGACUGGGGGUGCUCCGCCUGGAGGUGCUUCGUCUCGCCGAGAGCCACUCUCCCCUCAGGAGCUACGUGAGUGGUUUGCAAGACGCUGGAGGCGUGCUGCUGGUGCUGGAGGUUCUUCGGUUGCAGGCGGUACUGCUGCCGAGCGUCCCGGCGGUGCUCGUACUGUGGGUGCUGGAGCUGCUGGGUCUGAGGUUUCUCCUGGAGCUGGUGCUGCUGAGGGUGUUGACGCUGAGACUGCCGCUGGAGGUCCGACUGGCGGUGCUCCUGGUGGUGCUGCUGGAGGUUCUGGAGCUACUGGAGGUGCUGCUGGAGCGGGUACUCCUGGUGAGGGUCCUGGUGCUGUCCCUCCUGUUUCUAGCGUCGCCACGCGGCCCCGGCCGUACUUCGUUCCGCUCCUGCAGCAGGUUCUUGGUCUUACACCUUCUCCUGGUCCUCCUCCUCCUCCCUUAGAGGGUCCACAGCCUGUCUCGUCACAGUCACAGCUACAGCCUGCCUCCCCUUUGCCUGCUCCUUCUCCCUACGCUGGUCCGACUAGAGGUCUUACUGAGCGUCGUGAGCCUGCGUCUCGUCCUACGUCGCCUGUUCGUACUGCGCGCGCUAGUUGUCGCGGUUCGCGUCAGCGUCCUCCUCCUAUCCCUGGCACGCACCGGAUGUCUCUGCGUCCGUCCACUGCUCCUCUGCGUGCCCCUUUGCCUUCUCCUCCUGCUUCCUCUCUUCCUGCUCUUGCCGACCCGGAGUCGGACUCUCUUCGUGCUGCCAGUCCUACUGUCACGCGUCUUCUUGCUACUGCUGUCACUGACCCUUUUUUCGAGUCUUCUGCUGCGUCUGCCCUUGUCACUGAGCUCGUCGACUUUGCUGCGCGCUAUCGCCUAGACUACGCUGCUAGUCUUGUCGCUGAGUCUGAGUCUGCCUGUCCUCCGUCCGUCGGGGGUGAGUGUGCCCUUGGCACGGACGUCCUUGAGGACAGGCAGGAGGAGUUCCAGUGUCUGGCCGCCGCUUCACCUCAUCUCGCGUCUGUAUCGCUAGCCCCUGAGGGAGACCCGGAUGCACUAGAAAUCCCAACUCCGCGCUCUUACGCGGAGGCGAUAGAGGGUCCCUACUCCUCUCAGUGGCAGGCAGCUAUGGAUGCAGAGAUGGCUUCCUGGAAGUCCACAGGCACCUACGUCGACGCUGUUCCCCCUCCUGGGGCGAACAUCGUCAGUGGCAUGUGGAUUUUCAGGGUGAAGCGGCCGCCAGGUUCUCCGCCUGUCUUCAAGGCGCGUUACGUGGCUCGUGGCUUCAGUCAGCGGCAGGGGGUUGACUACUUUCAGACCUUCUCCCCCACCCCAAAGAUGACCACUCUUCGGGUACUGCUGCACGUUGCUGCUCACCGUGACUACGAGCUGCACUCUCUCGACUUCAGCACAGCUUUCUUGCAGGGCAGCCUGCACGAGGAGAUCUGGCUGCGCCGCCCACCUGGCUUCACUGGGUCUUUCCCUCCUGGUACCCAGUUGAGUCUCCGGCGUCCAGUCUACGGUCUCCGCCAGGCGCCACGUGAGUGGCACGACACACUGAGGACUACGCUUGCGGCACUUGGGUUUGCUCCUUCUACUGCCGACCCGUCGCUGUUUCUGCGCACCGACACCUCUCUGCCGCCGUUCUACAUCCUCGUGUACGUCGACGACUUGGUCUUUGCCACAGCGGACACUGCUGGACUCGCUUACGUGAAGUCCGAGCUGCGGAAGAGACACACGUGCACUGACCUGGGUGAACUGCGUAGCUACCUUAGCUUGCAGAUCACCCGGGACAGAGCACGCCGCACCAUUACCCUGACUCAGUCACACAUGGUGCAGCAGGUCCUUCAGCGCUUCGGCUUCACGUACUCCUCGCCUCAGGCCACUCCUCUGCCUACUCGCCACUCGCUCUCAGCUCUGCCUUCGGAUGAGUCUGUAGAGUCGAGUGGCCCGUAUGUAGAGCUUGUUGGCUGCCUCAUGUACCUGAUGACCUGCACACGACCUGACCUCGCAUACCCUCUCAGCAUUCUCGCACGCUAUGUUGCUCCUGGGAGACACCGACCAGAGCACAUGGCUGCAGCGAAGAGGGUGUUGCGCUACUUGUGCAGUACGUCGGGCAUGGGGCUAGUGCUUGGAGGGCGCAGUCCAGUGGUCCUCACUGGGCACGCGGACGCUUCUUGGGCUGACGACCAGGCUACACAGCGGUCGUCACAGGGUUAUACCUUCAGCCUUGGUUCCGGCUCUGUCUCGUGGCGGGCUACUCGCUCGUCUUCUGUUCUCGGCUCCAGUUGUGAGGCUGAGAUCUACUCCGGGGCUAUGGCUGCUCAGGAGCUUCGCUGGCUCACCUACCUGCUGACCGACCUUGGAGAGCCGCCUCGUUCUCCUCCAGUCCUGUACGUAGACAACAAGGCCAUGCUGGCCUUGUGUCGAAAGCAGCGAAUUGAGCACAGGACAAAGCACAUUGCUCUCCGCUACUUUCUUGCUCGUGAGCUGCAGCAGCGUGGACAGUUGCGACUUGCGUACGUGGCCUCUGAGGCCAACACUGCUGAUGUCUUCACCAAGGCACUUGCGCCUUGUGAUCAUCAGCGUUGCUGCACGCAGCUGGGUCUUGUGCCUGUCUUGUCUCACUUGCUCACUUCUUGA